Gallus gallus (chicken) is the source of this 7040-nucleotide messenger RNA. RefSeq names its product polycystin 2 like 1, transient receptor potential cation channel (gene PKD2L1). The coding region runs from base 3189 to 5744 and encodes 851 amino acids. NCBI's taxonomy places the organism in Eukaryota, Metazoa, Chordata, Aves, Galliformes, Phasianidae. The record is from RefSeq and is a predicted model, not a curated record. Gene Ontology annotation, molecular function: muscle alpha-actinin binding; calcium ion binding; calcium channel activity. The transcript is spliced from 15 exons. Gene Ontology annotation, biological process: detection of mechanical stimulus; potassium ion transmembrane transport. Gene Ontology annotation, cellular component: membrane.
GCUGUUAGCAUGUGUUUCUGUAGCUCUGUCUGAGCAGUGUCAGGAUGGGUCUGUGUGGGGCUGUGCUGAUUUUGCCUGUGUUUUCUUUAUUAGUCAAGGGGACAGAGUAUGCAGCUGUUGGCAGAGAUAAAACCAAGCUGGCUGGUAAGGUGAAUGCUGGUGGGAUUGACCUGAUGUGAGCCUGUGUCUGGGAAGUCAGUAGAAGAGGUGGCCUGCAGUUGCUUGGAGUGCCACCUCAGCCCACAGCCUGGGGCAGAGGGCACAGCUGGGCACAAGGCAGCAGCACGAAUGCCACGUUACCAAGCUGCUGUUAGGUUUUAGCCCUGCUUUCUCGUACAGUCUCAAGCGUGGGGCGUCUGUGGGUUGGGGCUGGGGCCCAUGGGAUUCACUCGUGUGACGGAGCGCGGCUGCCCCCCUCUGGCUGUUUUUUCCCCCCACUGCAUUCUUAUCACAAUAUACUCCUCAGAAUGUAGUGAAAAUGAAACGUACCACCUUGUUCCUUUUGAGUGUGUUCUACUGUGAUUAACUCCUUCCCCGUGCCCUGCAUGUAACAAGGCGUUUCAGUUCAGUAUGCUCCUGUCCACUUUGCCUAAUCAGAGCGAUCAAAUAAGGUUCCUCUUGUUUAUCAAAUCGAUGUUCCAGGAGGGGACAACGCUGAGAAGGAGCCACCUCGGUCCCCGGUGAUGCACAAAAGCAGGACUCCGCUUCAGCCUUCGCCCUCCAGCUGCACUCCCCAAAACAGGCCUGAAGCUCUUGCAGCUAUAGAGAUGCAUAACACCGUGCUGGUAUUUAAAUACUAGAAAACAUUAUUACUGGAUAACUUGUUUACUAUCUCAGAUAUCUAUUACAUAGCUGUUGUUCUGUUUUUUUUUUUUUUUUUUGAAAGGGCAUGGUAAAAAAAAUAAGGAACCAUUUAACUGUGUUAUUAUAUGUAUUUCUAGCUCUAAGUAUUCUAUGUUUAGUCCCCUUUUCUCUGCUUUUCGUUUAGAUUGCUUGUAAAGGAUUGUAAUUUUGGUGCUGUACAGGAAAUCAGAUAUUCCUUCAUGAAGCCCUUCUACCUGAGUUCACUCUCAUGUAUUUGCCACAGGAUGUGAUCUUCACUCUACACAUAGAUGGCAAAAUAAGCUGUGGCUUAUACUUCUCUUAUAAAGCAGUUAACAUGCCAGUAACGACAGAAAAUAACUUUAUAGUGAGAAUUUGAAGGAAACUACUGACAGUUGUAUUUAAUGCUUUUGGAAAUUCAUGUUAAACUGCAAAGCACUGUUGCUGCCUUGUUUCUUGGUCCGUUUCUGCCCUCUGACAAGUUUCCAGGCUCCCCUCAGAACAGGAGAUCUGGCUCUUAGAAAGAAUCCAGUGAACGUGCUUGAUGCAGCAAGCCCAUGGAUUGCAGGAAUUGGCCAGCUUGGCCAAAUUCUGUCAUCUCUAGCAAGAAAGGCUGCUCCGGGGCUUGGUGUGACAGUUCAGAUGGUGCGUGAUGGCUUUAUGUCAGACAUCAGAAAGUAAUGGCCCAUCAGUGUUUGAGACUAUGCAAAUAAAUCAAAACAUUUUCAGGUUCUCUUAAAGCAAUAUUCUUCUUGCAGAAGGGUAAGAGGGAGGAGAUUUCCUCUGCAGUAAGUGCAAUGAUUCUGUAUUGAUGUGUUUGGUUGCCUGUGAGCUGUUCUGCUGACAGUCUACCUGCUUGGGGAACCCCUGUGUGCAGUGAAUGAGUGCUCAGUUCAGGAAGCAGUCUGAUCUGCAUUGCUUCAUAAGGAAUUUAUUGACAGGAGAAGUUCUGGGGCUAUGAUGUUUUGUUGUUGUUUUGCCCUCUCGUGCUGAAUCUCACUGUGAUGAUGGUUUCUGGGUUUAGAAAUAAACCUGUCUGUGUACUUCUGGAGUGUUUCUUCCAGGCCCACUGAAAAAUUGACUUCAUUGCAGAAAAGGAUUGGAGAAGAGAAAUCCUGUUUGCUGGCUUUCACAAGGAAGGAUGGUUGGUAGAUAAAGGAAUACAUAUGAGAUAAGGGCAGAAAGGUGCUAUGUGAAAAAUGCUGGAUGCCAUCCUCUAGGAGGUGAGAAAAGGGGAUGUCUGCAUCCAGCUGGUCCGGCAAUGUCACCUGUAUGAACAUGAUAGCCCAGGGAAAAUACACCUGCUUGUACCUUUGAGCCCUGUGGCCCUACAGCUGCAAACCUGGGUAGUAGUCAGGAAUAACACCACCCCGUGGAGAAGUGCUUGCAAAAGUCACGUAUUCGGUCUUGAGGAGGGACCAGGGUCAGACUAUAUAUAUUCCUUUACCAUUUUACUGCAGCACCUGUGAGAGGUGGGACUACUACUUGCUGCUAGCUGGCGGGUGAACACCAUCGCCCCCUUGCUCUUGUGAUACGCAGUUUUGCCUGACAGUCCUGGUUUGCAGCAGAGCAAGCAGGCACUGCAGGGCUUGUGAGACUCCUACAAAAGUUGAAGAGCUCAGCACCUGGCUUCCAAACCAAACACUAGAACUCUACUCCUACUUUCUGCUCCUGCCUCUAAUAACGAGUUAGCAAGGAGGAAGCUGGGGGACCUGUGACCGGGACAGCUUUAAGGCCAAACCCCAGCUUCUCACUGACAGCACGAGCUCCAGAGCUACUACCCCUCCCAGCCAGGGCUGCCAGCGCCACCUGGCGACACCCUCAGCCCAGUCCCGUACAGCUUUCUGCUCCUCGACCUUUCCCUGGCAGUUGAGACCUUUCUCCGGAGCAGACGGUCUGUCCCACUGCGCCCACCGUGUGUCCGCUCCGGUGGCGUUCGCUGGGGCACCCGCUGUGGUUCCCGGUCGGAGCCCAUCUGUGCUGCAGGUGGCCUGAGGGGUCCGGUUGAAUCCCAGCAACGCCCUCCUCCCUGCAGCUCUGGCGCUGUCUCCUGGCAGCCUCCUGUUGCCACAGCCCCAGCGUUGUCUGUCAUCUUGGUUCGGAGCAGGGCCGUGCCACUGUAGGGCUGACGGUGGUUCUUAUGGUGGUUGGUGCCACCCUCCCAUACGUAUCACCAGCUGAGAUGGUAUAAAACAGAGGGUGCGUGCUCUCUGUGGGAUGCUGGUGAUGCACCCUCUCCCAGGCAGCUGAGGCAGACGUGCCGUUUGGCAUUGACUGAUUCCCUCUCUGCUAGCUCACAGCUCCAGCUGGGGCAGGCUACUUCCACAGCUCCAGCUGAUAAGCUCGUCUGCUGCCAGUGAGUAGCCAUGAGUUCUUCUCACCUAAGCAACAGAGCUGAGAGCCACUUUCGAUCCCCGGAGGAGCAUGAACUGGAGGCUGUGGGGAAGAAAGCGUGGGAUAAUCCUGUCUACAAUGGCUCUCCCUCUACCUCCUUGAAGAUUCGAGCCAUCUACAACCCCAAAUCAAUUCUGGAGAAUCCCUACGAGGGCUUUGAAGAGGUGAGGGAUCCGGUGCCGUACCAGGAGGAACAGAACAAAACUAUGGAGGGGAAGACAAGUCCUUUCCGCAAGUGCUGCUUCUACAUCUUCAGAGGCAUCCGAGGUCUGUGGGGCACUACGCUAACUGAGAACACAGCUGAAAACAGGGAACUUUAUGUGAAGACUACUCUGAGAGAGCUCCUAGUCUACAUUGUGUUCCUGGUGGACAUCUGUCUGCUGACCUAUGGUAUGACAAGUUCCAAUGCCUAUUACUACACUAAAGUGAUGUCCGAGCUAUUCCUGCAGACCUCUUCGGACAGCCGUGUCUCCUUCCAGUCCAUUGGCAGCAUGGCUGACUUCUGGGUGUAUGCACAAGGUCCUCUUCUGGAUAAUCUUUACUGGACAAAAUGGUAUAACAAUGAGUCCCUAGCAGCACACAACACUCAGUCAUACAUCUAUUAUGAGAACCUGUUACUGGGUGUCCCACGCAUGCGACAGCUGAAGGUGAAGAACAAUUCCUGUGUGGUUCAUGAUGACUUCAAAGAGGAGAUCUCAGGCUGCUACGACGUAUACUCAGAAGACAAAGAGGAAAAGGUCUCCUUUGGACUCAUCAAUGGAACAGCGUGGAGGUACCAUUCUGAGGAAGAGCUGGGUGGCUCAUCUCACUGGGGAAGACUAACCAGUUACAGUGGGGGAGGAUACUACAUAGACCUCAAGUUGACCAGGGAAGAGAGUGCUGAAGCCCUGCAAAUCUUGAAGGAGAAGUUAUGGUUGGAUCGGGGGACACGGGUUGUCUUCAUUGAUUUCUCAGUGUAUAAUGCAAAUAUCAAUCUGUUCUGCGUUCUGAGGUUAGUGGUUGAGUUUCCAGCCACUGGUGGUGCCAUUCCCUCCUGGCAAAUCCGGACAGUCAAGCUUAUACGAUAUGUCAGCGCAUGGGAUUUUUUCAUUGUUGCCUGUGAAAUUGUUUUCUGUGUCUUCAUCUUCUACUAUGUGGUGGAGGAGAUUUUGGAGCUGCGUAUCCACAGGCUUCAGUACUUUACCAGCAUAUGGAACAUCUUGGAUGUGGUUGUCAUUCUACUCUCCAUUGUUGCUAUUGGAUUUCACAUCUUUCGUACCAUUGAGGUGAACAGACUGUUGGGGGAGCUGCUGAAACAUCCUGAAACCUACGCAGACUUUGAAUUCCUAGCGUUCUGGCAGACUCAGUACAAUAAUAUGAAUGCAGUCAACUUAUUCUUUGCUUGGAUCAAGAUAUUCAAGUAUAUUAGCUUUAACAAAACAAUGACUCAGCUGUCCUCCACGUUGGCUCGUUGUGCCAAGGACAUCCUGGGCUUUGCCAUUAUGUUCUUUAUCGUCUUCUUUGCCUAUGCCCAGUUGGGUUACCUUCUUUUUGGGACACAAGUGGAAAACUUCAGUACCUUUGUUAAAUGCAUCUUCACCCAAUUUCGGAUCAUUCUUGGUGACUUUGACUACAAUUCCAUUGACAAUGCCAACAGGGUCCUUGGGCCUGUUUAUUUCGUCACCUACGUGUUCUUUGUUUUCUUUGUGCUCCUGAACAUGUUUCUGGCCAUCAUCAAUGACACCUACUCAGAAGUCAAGGAGGAACUUUCAAGCCAGAAGGAUGAGCUGCAGCUCUCAGACAUAUUGAAGCAGAGUUAUAACCGAACGCUUAUGAGGUUGAAACUGAAAAAGGAACAGAUCUCUGAUGUGCAGAAAGCACUGCAGAACGGAACGAAAGAACUGGGCUUUGAGGACUUCAAGAAUAGCUUGAAGGAGCUGGGCCACGCGGACCAUGAGAUCACAGCAGCCUUCUCCAGGUUUGACAAAGAUGGCAACUACGUCCUUGAUGAAGAGGAGCAACAGCAGAUGAAGCAUGACCUAGAGGCAAAAAGGGUUGCUCUGAAUACAGAGAUUGAAAAUUUAGGGAAGUCCUAUGGUGGCAACAACUUGGAUGAGAAUCUAUCCUACGUGGAACCAAAGAAUAACUAUGCCAAUAAGGCCAGCUGGGUCUCCAAAGAAGAGUUCCAAGUACUCCUGCAACGUGUGCUGCUUCUGGAACAGUCCAUACACAGCAUUGGCUCCAAGAUUGAUGCAGUGGUAAGCAAGCUAGAAGUGCUGGAGAGAAACAAGCUGAAAACAAAGGAUCUGAUGGGCAAGCCACUGGACAACGGUAGGAAGGAGGAAGAACCCAGUCAGGAAGAACUGCUCUCCCAGAGCCUAGACCAGCUGGGGAAAGAAGCAGCAGAAGGCUGGGGAGCGGGAUGUGUACAGGGAAAUAACCCAAGUUGCAUCUCUUCUCAGAAUGGGAUCUGCCCAGUCUUACUCAGGUCAAGUGUACCGGGGUCUCAGGCACCCAAGAACAUCCAGUCACAGCCUGAGUGCUUCUAGCAAACAGCCCAGUGUUCCCAGUCUGGCUUCCACGGUACUAAGUCACCAUCAGUUGUUUUUCCUGCUGUUAGCUUAGUCAGAACAGCUGAACGCAGACACUACUGUUGCCAGAGACUGGUGAUAUGAGAAAUUGGGAAUGCUCUUUUCCAGCAUAGUGAUGUGUGAUGUCACAAACCUAGAACUUCUGGCCCCUGUGUUUCUGGACUAGGUAGAAAUUUGGAACCAGGUAUUGUAUUAGCUUUCUGUCUCUGAACAGGACAACUCCAAGUGCUUUUACCUAUAUUUUCCCAAGAUGUAAAGGCCUCAGAGCUCUGGGUGCACUUGGAACCACAAUGGGAAAUUGCAAGUUGUUCCCCACAAACACAUGCCUGCUCUCACUUGUGAGGAAAAGCUGAGGUAAUCAUGUUAACAAAGCAGAAUAUAAUCAUUAGCGUGAGACAGGAAGGAGAAAAUAGUUGUGUCUACCUGGUUACCGCCAACUUUGUUCUGUUGUAAUUUGUAUCCAGAACAUCUCGGUAACCCUCUUUGGUUACCAAAGAUUCAGAUGUUGGUUGGUUGGUUACCUUAGACUCAGAUGUUGGGGAAAAAAACAGGAUUUAAACGCCUCAGUCAUGGUAAUUAAAAUGAGAGUUUACUCCCAGUGUACUAGGGGGAGAUGUGAAGUUGAAGAAGCAGCUGUUACUGAUAGUCUGAGGUCUGAAUGUCAGGGAACAGACUUCAGAGUUUCAAACACUGCUGCUGACAUUUAGAAGGUCUUUGUUAUCAACUUCCGCACUACUUAAGAUGCGUUUCAAUGUACUGGACGAAGCUAGUACCAUAUCUACAAAAUUAUGACACUUGUAAUUUUCAUGAAAACAAUUUUGCAGUUGUAUGGAGGUGCUGAUGCCAUUUCAGAUUAGGAAUAUUGUGGAAAAAUGUCAUGUGAACAUCAACUUCUUAAUCAUGUGCAAGAUGCAUUUCUUACAGGCAUUUUUUCACUUUGAAUUUCUGCUUUCCUUGUAGUUGGAGCAGAUUGCACCUAAUAUAAGUCGGCAUUGUGUUUAAUGAAUGUGUUCUGACUUACACCUCUGGUGAAGCUGGCUUGUCCUCUGUUCCAGCUCAUCACUUCAAUCUUGUAUGGUUUAGGUUAGUGAAUGGCUGGACUGGAUAAUGUUAAGGGUCUUUUCCAGUCUUGGUGAUGCUAUGAUUUUAUUGCAACAAAUAGUUAUUUUGUAUUGCACACCAAUAGUUGAUAUCUUUGAGGAAUGUUAUCAAAAGAUCUUGUGAGAUCAGCAGGGGUAAAAAUUUACUACUUCA